Molecule: messenger RNA, 1341 nt
Organism: Trichoplax adhaerens
Lineage: Eukaryota; Metazoa; Placozoa; Uniplacotomia; Trichoplacea; Trichoplacidae
Exons: 11
Coding region: 1-1341 (446 amino acids)
Biological process (GO): regulation of DNA-templated transcription
Molecular function (GO): double-stranded DNA binding
Source: RefSeq, a predicted model, not a curated record
AUGAACAUUUUAAACCGGAGAUGGUAUGGGCUAAUGAGCCGAAUGCAAAGGCAAUACUCUAUCGAUGGCAAGCCAUCAUCAUAUCAAUUCAAAGCACUGUCGACAUUUUUUACCCAUUAUUCCAAUGAUCAUGCUUUAGCCAAUAAGGAAUACGAUCAUAUCAAUUUAUCCCAAUCACUGGGUAUUCGUAAAAGUAAGGAAAAGUAUAGUAGUCCUCAAAGAUUUCUUGCUGAGGUCAUCCGUAAUCGGACGGCCAAUAUUAUGCAAGCAUGUCAGUUGAGUCAAGAAGACGCUAGCCAAAUUGCCUGUUUAUAUUCACCACUUUUUGCAUUCAAUGAUCAAGCCAUGGACAUGAUUCGUUUUCUAUCAAAGUAUGACUGCAAUAUUAAGACCAUUGUAGCGCAGCACCCAGUUAUAUUGGGUUUAGACGUUAAACAGUGUGAAGCCAAGAUUGACAAAUUACGUAGUACGAUCUCAGAUCAACAUUUCGAUCCAGUACAAUUAAAUUUAUUGGUUGGAGAAAUUAUAACCAAAAAUCCAACCAUACUUGCUUUAUCCAUAGAUAACUUUACGUCAGCACUGUUAUCUAAAUUUGCUCAUUAUGAUUUAAAAUCAACUUGGAUAUUAAAAGAAAUGAUGAAUGGUGGUAGUGAAUCAAUUCUCAAUCACUUUCCAACGUCUGAAACAAAUCCCGAUAACGUUAAGAAAAUUGUCCGUUUUUUCUACGAAAUAAAUGUUAUGCCGGAGGCAGUGCUAAAUACUGCGCCUGCCGUCUUCAAUUUAUCAUAUGACAGAAUAAAUGCCAUUUACCUGAAGUUUACUUCAAAACCGUUGUAUUUUAAAAAUAAAGAUGUAAAAAAUUUAUUUGAGAAUCACGGAUUAGUCUUAUCAAAUCUCGAUUUAGAUUUUAUUGAAGAUCAGUACCUACGAUUGGUUGAACUUAUCAGUCAUCGACGUGAUGAAAAUUUGGUUUAUUUAAUGAUUGCUAAAAUGCCCGAGUUCUUGUUACACGAAUCUGAUACGCGGCCUAGAGUGAACUUUCUUCAAUCUUUUGGUUUUACGCUAGAAAAUAUAUCAACUUUGUAUACAAAAUUGUACAGAUCGAAAACCUUAAGUCUCCCCAUUGAAGAGAAUUUAAAACCUAUUCUGAGAAUUUUAUCAACGGCUCAUCGUAGAGUUAAAAUUAGAGUCGAAUUUCUGCGAGCUAGGAAUCCGCAAAUUUUAAUUAACGAAGAUUUAAGAUUAUUAGUCAACUGUUCUAAUAAUGCCUUUAUGGAAAUGUGCCGAUUUAGUGAUGAAGAAAUUGCCGAAUAUAAUAGUCUAUUUGAUAAUUCUCAAUGA